CAACAGUGUGAUAUUCUAUAUCUCUCUCUCUCAGACAGAACAGCUAAAUAAUUGUUAAUUAUUUUUAAUAAUAUCACUUUAAACUACAAGGGUUUAAAGAUAUAAUUAUAUAGAGUUACUUAAUUAAUGCCCUAAAUAAGUUAUGAGGCCAACUUGCACUAAAAUUGAAUUGCUCAGCUGUGUUAGCUGAUUUGUUAGAUGUAUGGUUUUGCAUGGCAAUUAAAAGUCAAUAAAUGCCAAUAAAACCGAGAUGAUUUGAGAUGAAAUUCUGUAUGUCUGACAUGAGCAUUUAAUCAUUGAAUAGUAUUUUUCAAAUUAUGUUUCUGAUUAAGCAACUUCUCAGAGUUUGAUAAAAACUUUAAGAAGCAUGCAUUUAGUUUUCCAAUAUUGAGAAAAAAGCAAUAUCCCAUUUAUAUUUUUCAUAUCAAUUAAAUUUCAAGCCAAAUGACAAAUUGUUGUGGGACACUUAAUUGAUAUGAAAGGUCAAGAACUCUGAUUAUUGUAGAGACAAUGCAUUAAUUCGCAUGGUAGUAAAUGAUUCCUUGCAUGUCAAAACAAAAUAAAAAUCCCGAUGCUCCACUGAUGCGAACACUACAGCAUUGUCUUUUUAAAAGCAUCGUGGGAAUAUAAAUCGUGUAGGAUUCUACAUCUGUAGUCUGAAAUUGAUUUUGUUGUAAUAAAUUUCUUUCCUUGGGUUGAGGUAGAGAAUUGUCAAUUCUUGUGCAGAUUAGCAUUAUUACGGUAAUUAAAAUUGGCCUACUUGGAAGGGGCAGAUAGCUGCGUACUUGUUGUACAAGCAGUAUUGGACUAAGAUGGAGAACAUUAAGGCAUGUUGUAGAUCCUCUAAUGCCCGAUUAUUGUGGCUGUGUGUGGGAUUUGUGCUCUAUCUGUGCUUCGGAGCUUUAGUGUUUAUUGAGCUCGAGUCUAACAUAGAGAAGGAUCUCCAGAGUGACUUUAUUAAGAGGAAAUUACAAUUUUUGUCUGCUCAUUCAUGCAUAUCAGAUGACAAAUUGGAGAAGUUCAUUGCUAGUAUUGUGGUGGCCACUAAUAGAGGAGUGUCUGCAACAAAAAAUGUCACAAUGGCGGAGCCCAACUGGACCUUUGGACAGUCCAUCUUCUUUGCUGGAACCCUCCUGACAACAAUAGGAUAUGGUCGAGUGGCGCCCCUGUCAGAAGCGGGGAAGGGCUUCUGUCUCCUGUAUGCCAUGAUUGGCAUUCCCCUUACCCUGAUCUUCUUCACCGCCAUUGUGGAGCGAAUGAUGAUACCCACCAAGAUGUUCCUCUACUUCCUAUUCCGCAAACUCGGCCAUUUGUACCGAGUAUUCCAUAUACAAUUGCUGCAUUUCUUCAUACUGCUCAUAGCCACUGUUCUGAUAAUUUUCGUCGUUCCUGCCGCCAUUUACUCUGCGCUUGAGCCGAAGUGGGAUUUCCUAGAUUCCUUUUAUUACUGUUUCAUCUCCAUGACAACCAUUGGUCUGGGGGACUACAUUCCAGGGGACAAUCCUGACCAGAAGGCGAGAGCGGUGUAUAAGCUAGCCACCACAGUGUACCUGUUUUUGGGCCUGCUGGUGAUGAUGCUGCUACUGGCCGUCUUGUACGACAUCCCAGAACUCAACCUCGGCUUCCAUUUCUACCUGAAGAGCGAUGAAGAGGAGGAGGAGAGGGCCAGGCUGAGGAGUGGGGGGGAGGGGAGUGGACCCAAAUACACCAAACAGCGGGACGAGGACCCCCAGAAACAGACCGGAGGGAGUCAGAUGUACCAGCCCACCCAGGAAGAUGUAGCUGCUGCCACGGGCCACUAGAUGCUGAAAGAGAUAGGAUUUAAACCUCCUUGAUCAGAGUACAAAGUAGUAUUGUAUCAUUGGCCACUACAUAAUGCUAGAGUUAUGAUUGAAGCCUCCUUUAUUAGAAGUUGUAGAUGAAGUAGUGUAAACCAACUUUUAUUUGUGCAUAUGAAAUACUGUAUUUGGAAUUUUACAGAUCAGAAAAACAUGUACAUGUAUCUGUUUUGCAAACCACAAAUGUAAAUUGCUGCAUGUAUUAAAUUGUCAUAGUGAAAUACUUUACUUGACAUUGAUUUUUGCAAUUUUGAAGUUGUUGCUAGAAAAAGUUGGUUUACAGUGACCAAAUUUUAGAUCCCAGGAAAUUUUAGAUAGAAUUUUUAGACCCAAAAAUGAUAAAUGAAUGAAGGACUGUUAGUCCAUGAUUUCUUUUGGUGAAACUUAACUAGAUUUACUUUUAAUGGCCAGUGUUUGCAUUGCCUAUAAAAAAUGACUCAAAGGUAUUCAGAAGUGCAGAAAAUAUUUUGUAUGUAAAGAGCUUAGAACAAACCUUAGAAAAUAUACACCAACUAUGUGAUAAACGUCCUUUAAAUCUGCAAAUAGAGAAAUAUUUUGUUUUUGUGAAAUUAAUGUGCUAUUUAUUGUUUGAUACUGAUUGUAUACUGUCUUGGUCUGUUGGUUAGAUUCAUUUUAAAAUGAUGAAUAUAUAUAUUUAGGAUUGUCUGGCCAGUUCAUGAUCUGUCUAUCAUCUAUAUUUCUUGUUUUUGUUAUGAAGUGUUGAAGUAUCUUGUUAGUCAUAGUGUAUGUUCUAAGGAGAAAAUUUUGAGUUUGCAUGUACCAAUAUAGUGUUCCAACUUCUACUGAAUGGAAGGAAAAAAGCUUGAUAGUGCAAUAUAAUUAGUAUAGUUAAACAAUGUCAAAGUCAUUAACGUCAGAAUUAAUUUUUCAAGGUCUAAGAUUCAAGCAAUACAACUUGCCAUUUCUUCUUAACCAAGUACAUGUAAAAGGUUUGGUGUCAUCUCCCUUGCAUUGGAAGCUAAAUUUAUUUACCGUAAAUAGGAUUAUUACCUGGCGUAUAUUUUGGAAUGAAGUGAACAUUUAGACAUACAUAUUUUGGAAUGAAGUGAACAUUUAGACAGUUGUUAAAACAAUUUCAUGACAUUACACAUAUAAUUACAUUCAUUUGCUUACCUCUGAUCAAAUAACAUUUUCCACUUGCUUCCCUACCUUGCUAGUGCUAGCAGGUAAUUUUCAAUUCCUUUCCAAUUUUCAAUUCCUUUCCAAUCUGACUUAUGUAUACAUACUGAAAUGUGAUUAUUUUUCAUUAAAAUGUGUAAUUUUAAGUAAUGUAUUGUAAGUGAAUUGAGAUGAGAUUCAUAAUAUUGGUGAAGUGUUUAUACCUGUUCUAGAAUUUACUUUUGGAGUAAAACUUAGUCCCCUUUCCCACCAGUGUAACCGCAGAAAAAAUAUAUUUAGGAAUUUUUUUGAUAGGCAUUAUUAUCUUUGAAGAAAGUUUUUAUUGUUGAAUAUUUAGGUACAUGUAGUUGUUUUACAUGUUCAUGUGUACAUUUUAUAACUGUUUUGGUUUUCCUUUUAAAACUGUUGCCAUUAUGAAUAGUGUUUUUUAUAUAUGUUGUUUAUAUUUGAAUUUGAUAGUGCAAUACAUGUGUAUUAUAUGAUCUGAUUUAGGUUUUUUUUAAUUUGUUGAUGAUUUUUGACAACUAAUUAAUGUUUGUUUGUGUGUGAAUGAUGUAGUGUAUUUAUUUUUUGUUGUUGUAUUGAUAGAAAAUUUACAUGUAGGGUAUGUGGAAAUUGUGAGUGAAAUUAUUUUUAUUGUUUUAUUAAUAACAUGCUUUUAUUCUCUUACUGAUAUUUAAAAAGGUGCAAAAUGUAGCAACAGUCUGAAGGUCCUCCAAGUUUAAACAAUUUAUUUAGCUUUAAAUCUUUUCUCCCAAUUUUAAAUUGCCAAUUUCACAACACAUACAUGCACAAGUAGAUUUACUCAUCUGUGCUUGUUUGCUUACCCACAAUAUUUCACAAAAAAAUGGCCUUUGAUAGACACAAGACAUUUUCAAUGUGGCACCGUAUAUUAAUGCAAUAGUUCACAAUAGUUCAUUUUAUCAGGUGAACUAUAUAUAAACAUAAAUUCUUGAAAUUUUCAUCAAUGAAACAUUGUCAGUAUGGAAUGGACAGGAUAUUUUAAUUUUGACACGAAUAUUGAAAUUUAUGUUUAAAUAUUAAAACCCAACAUGAAAAGGUUUUUUGCAGUGUAAACAUGUAAUAAAGUGGAAUUUUUAAGCAGGGAGUGGUAAUUUAAUGCUGGUUUGGAUCUUACAAGUUAGUGAAGGUUUAAUAAUUAAAUUACAUGUACAUGUAGGUACCAUAUGAAAUCUCAAAGAAUAUUUGAAGAAAAUUGUCAUGUUAAUUACUUUUUAUCUUCUCAUUUUUUGUAAGUUGGAUUGCAAAUACAGAGGCAAAUUUUCUUAUGAAAUAUCAGUGGAUGUGCUUGAUGGAAUUCUUAUACCUAUACUGGUAAUAGAGUAUUUAAGAGAAAACCAAAAAUAUUGGAUCUCAUGUGCAUUUAAUUACUGUCAAAAGUCCCGCUUACGUCUCACUUUUACUAUAUAUAUUUAAGUGUAUGACUUACCAGUAAUAUACUUGUAUACGCGAUAAAUUAUUCUGUACAUCACAUAUUUGUCUAUCUUUUUACAUUCCAAUGAAUCUCACUUUCAGUGCAUUGGUGGAAAUGUAUGUGAACAUUUCCUAGAGUUUCAAUGCUAGUGCUUUCAUUGCCUGUAUAAUGACAUAACUAUUGUUAAUAAUUUUACAAGCAAACUUUUCUUUUUUGUUCAUUUCUGAAAUAUUUUAUAUUUUAUUUGUGUGUAGCAUUAAAUUUAAAGUUGAU
Magallana angulata is the source of this 4686-nucleotide messenger RNA. Its product is annotated as potassium channel subfamily K member 1-like. Gene Ontology annotation, cellular component: membrane. Gene Ontology annotation, biological process: potassium ion transmembrane transport; stabilization of membrane potential. Lineage: Eukaryota; Metazoa; Mollusca; Bivalvia; Ostreida; Ostreidae. The record is from RefSeq and is a predicted model, not a curated record. Bases 813 to 1802 code for a protein of 329 amino acids. Gene Ontology annotation, molecular function: potassium ion leak channel activity. The transcript has 4 exons.